Messenger RNA from Gongylonema pulchrum, 358 nucleotides. Lineage: Eukaryota; Metazoa; Nematoda; Chromadorea; Rhabditida; Gongylonematidae. The record is from the annotation of a GenBank genome assembly.
AUUUGAGGUAGCGGUAUGCGCUUCGCAAGUGUGGAAGGAGGUUUGUGCUGCAAAGCGUGGUCUUCUAGAAGAAGUUUUUCACGGCAGCUUCGUCACGGAGCUGAAUGCGGCACGCGCAUUGCUUUCUCAUGCGGCAAGCCUACAGUGGUUAUCCUUUGUUGAUUCACAGAUGAAUUCUUCAACUCCAAAAAGUGCUUCGCAAAUUCAGCAGCACAUUCAGUCGAAAAUAACAAAAGUGGCCAGUGGAUUGCAGCGUUUGGCAAGUCGGAAAACACUGAGCAGCUCGAAUUCAGUUUCCAGCUUCACGUUCUGGCGGCAGUCCAAUAUUUCCACAGAGGUUACUUGCCUGAUCUUGUAA